Molecule: messenger RNA, 1065 nt
Organism: Lentinula edodes (shiitake mushroom)
Lineage: Eukaryota; Fungi; Basidiomycota; Agaricomycetes; Agaricales; Omphalotaceae
Product: ferrochelatase
Exons: 4
Coding region: 1-1065 (354 amino acids)
Biological process (GO): heme biosynthetic process
Molecular function (GO): protoporphyrin ferrochelatase activity
Source: RefSeq, a predicted model, not a curated record
AUGCUGAAUAUGGGCGGUCCAUCAAGUGUCGAGGAAACGCACGACUUUCUCAAGAAUCUCUUCUCUGACAAUGAUCUUAUCCCAUUACCUUUCCAAUCAUUCAUUGCUCCUUAUAUUGCCCGAAGACGAACCCCGAUGAUUGAACAACAAUAUGCCGCUAUAGGUGGAGGCUCCCCUAUUCUGAAAUACACUCAAACACAGGGGGAGGGUAUGGCCAAACUGCUGGAUGAAUUGCACCCAGAAACCGCGCCACAUAAAUCAUAUGUUGCCUUCCGUUACGCGCGUCCACUGACUCAGGAAACAGCGAAAGAGAUGAAAGCGGAUGGUGUGACGCGUGCUGUCGCGUUCACCCAGUACCCGCAAUACAGCUGCAGCACGACUGGAAGUAGUCUGAAUGAGAUAUACCGACGUGGAAAGAUUGGCGAAUUUGGAGAUGAUAUAUCUUGGAGCGUGAUUGACCGAUGGGGAACGCAUCCUGGCUUCAUAGAAGCUGUUGCCCAGAGAAUAGAGGCUGCUUUAGCUAAAUUUCCUGCAUCAACACGUUCAGAAACUGUCAUCUUAUUUUCCGCUCAUUCCUUACCACUCUCUGUGGUGAACCGCGGAGAUCCUUACGUGCUCGAAGUCUCGGCCUCCGUCUCUGCGGUCAUGCAACGACUUGGCCAAUCGAAUUCUUACCGGCUCGCAUGGCAGUCGAAAGUUGGACCCUCGAAAUGGAUGGGCCCUCAGACCAGUGAUGCUUUAAAAGGAUUAGCUCGUCUGGGAAGAAAACAAGUCGUGUUGGUUCCCAUAGCUUUUACAAGCGAUCAUAUCGAGACGUUGUAUGAACUAGAUUUAGAAUAUAUCAAGGAGGCCCGCGAGCUUGGUAUAGAAAUCCAUCGCUCAGAAUCGUUGAAUGAAUCGCCGGUCUUCAUUCGAGCUCUAGCGGAUAUUGCUGCCGACCAUCUCCGCGGCCAAUCUUCCGGUAAGCAUGGACCCACAAGCGUACAGUUGGGUCUCCGAUGCCCGGGGUGUGUCAACGGAACGUGUGGGCAGCAAAAGUUGUGGUUUUCUCGAGGAGGAAGGUGA